GAUCGAGGAGGUUCUGGAGGAAGAUAACGGGUCCCGGUCAGCUCAACACCAACACACCGCUCUGCCUCCUCAUCUAAUGGGCUGCUUAUGUCGUCUUCAGUCCGUGUAACAACAACCAGAACCAGCAGCAGCGUUCAUCAUCCUCCUCCAGGGCCCAAACAGAACCGAACCGAACCGGAGCAGAGCAGCCGUUAACGGGAGAGCUCAGUCCUAGCUAGCUGAUGAUGAUGAUGAUGAAGCAUCAGAGUGAUUAUCCCGGUGUCUCCGGCUGAGAUGGAUCCAGCAGCGACCAAACAGUGGAGCUGCUUGCUAGCCAGCUAGCUAGCGAGCUAACGGAGCUAACGGAACCGUUAACGGGAGUCAACCGUCCACCGUCCACCGGAUAGCGCGAGCUAGCUAGAUGGGUGCUCCCGCGGUGUUACCGUUUAGGGAUUGUUGUUGUAACGUUACCGGGAGAUUAUUAUGAGAGACGUCAACUAGCAUCAAGAUGCUAACUUAGAACCGUUUAUUAACCGGGUUAGCUGCUGCUGCUGCACGUGACACCGUUUAUCUAUCCGCUCGAGCUCCGACGGUUAGCGGUUAACGGUUAACGGUUAACGGUUAGCGGUUAGCUUCACCUCUCUCUGGCCGUCCUCUGGAUGCUUCAGCGACAUUAACUGGACGGUGUGUAUCAGGAUGGCACAGCUCUUGGACGGGGCCGGCAAACUGGGCUGGGUUCUGCUCAAAGCUGUGAUCCGUUUUGUGUUCAUGUUCUUCAACAACUGUGUAGCCAUCCCGUCCUACUGCUUGUACCUGGUGCUCCUGCAGCCGCUGAGAAUAUGGGACAGCUCCACUUUCUGGCACAUCGAAGGGGUCAUGUUCAAAUGGUUGCUGGCCAUGGUGUCUUCGUGGGGCUGUAUGGCAGGUUAUACAGUAACGGAGUGGGGUGACGACGUACGGCCCAUCUCUGAAGAAGAAGCCAUGGUCAUCGUCAACCACCAAUCCACAGGAGAUGUGUGCACCCUCAUGAUGUGCCUGCAAGAUAAAGGCAUGGUGGUACAAAAAAUGAUGUGGUUGAUGGACCAUGUGUUCAAAUACACCAACUUUGGCCUAGUGUCCCUCAUCCACGGGGACUUCUUCAUCAGACAGGGUAAAGCUUACCGAGACAAGCAGCUGAUCUACCUGAAAGAUCACCUAGAGAAAUACUACCACAGCCGCGACAGGAAGUGGAUAGUGCUGUUCCCGGAGGGCGGCUUCCUGCGCAAGCGGCGGGAAACCAGCCAGUUGUUUGCCAAGAAGCAUUCUCUCCCCCACCUGAACCACGUCACGUUGCCCCGUCUGGGGGCCACCCACGUAAUCCUGAAAACCCUGUCGGCCCAGCAGGAGAACGGCAGCGUGGGCAACGAAACCGGGACCCCGAACCAGACAGGUAAUAAACGUAAAGGCCUGCAGUGGGUAGUAGACGUGACCAUAGCGUACCCCAAAGCAAGACCCAUGGACAUCCAGACCUGGAUCUUUGGCUACAGACCUCCAACAGUCACACAUGUACACUACAGGAUGUACCCAAUAAAAGAGGUUCCUGUGGAGGCCGAGGCUCUGACUGACUGGCUGUAUCAGAGGUUUGUGGAGAAAGAAGAGAUGCUGACCCACUUCUACGACACAGGAUCAUUCCCCUCUCCAGAAGGACAGAAGGAGGCGGUGUCCAAGCGGAUGGUCCUCGACCCCGUGUGGCUGUGCAUCAUCCAGUCGUUUGCGUUCGCCUCCGGCUACAUGUGGUACAGCGUCCUCCGGUACCUCUACUGCUGUUUAUUUUGAGUGCGCUGAUGAGGCGAGAGUCUUUAUCGGACCACUGGAAAAGCCUCAGGAUCAGUUGGUGUGUGGCCCAGCGUCAUACUCGCCCCCCUCCUCCCCCCCAACCCUCUACGAUGGAUGAAUGUACAUUUACAACGGCGGAGAGACUUGAUAGGAAACAAAAAAAACAUAUGAAGAACACACAGAAUACAAUAAGAAACUGGUCACAGUCGCAUAGUUAACUUGCACACAACCCUAACGCCACACACUUCGCUCCUACGGCCUAAGCAGAAUAAUCUCUCGCACUCGUCACGACUCACAUUUUUGAUGUUUACACGUCCUCAUACACGUAGACGCUCACAUAACUUUUUAUUGAACGAAAAACGAGGCUCAGGACUCCUCCAGAGGACGCUCUGGACCGGACUCUCUCUCUUCCCCCCCUCCUAGGCUUUAGCCGUAGUAGUUUUACAGAGUAUAACGUGUGUCUGGACGCGCGUACGUGUGUGUGGGUGUGCGAGUGAAUACAUGUGACUAGAAGCAUAAUGUCUGCCCUUAUUCUUCUUCCUGGCGAGAGUUGAUGAAGCCCACUGGACCUCUCUUUCAGCCCGCCGACUAGCCGGCUGGCCACACCUUCCAGAGCGAGCGGCUGUAUGAACGUUGAGGCGGCGCCGCCCCGCUGCUCCUCUGGCCUUCAUUGCACUAAGGAUCCAUACUGCCCUAACCGCUCCCUGUCCCAGGAGAUAUUCCUGCGUGGUAGCCGUCAAUGUUUUUAAUUUCUUUUUGUUUUCUUCCUGCAUAUCUCCACAACAACGGCCAUUGUAUUUGUUGUUGAUGUCUCCUUCUUUUUUUUGUUGUUGUUUUUUCCCGCCUGUCUGUCGAGGCAGUAUUGUGAGCUCACUGAGAUCAUGUUUACACUGGCAGCCCUGCUGAGAGCCUAAAGGGAUAUGGCGGCUAUGACGCGGCGCUCGAUUUUUAAGGAUUUCUUUGUCGGGACGUUGAAGAAGAGGAAGUUUUAAAAAAAGGAAAAACGUGGUGGCACGCAGGGCGAGGAAUCGCAGUCCGAUCACCUAAAAAGUGGAUUCCACCCUCUGCUCUCCAACAUACAUACACAAACAUGCACACACAGCCAUGUGCAGCUACACAGCAGUCUCUCUCUCGGAGGAUCAUCUCAGCGAGCCAAGCUGAGACGGACUCUUAUUCCCCCAUUGGACUACAUAGUUUUACAAAUAUUUAAGCCAUAUGCUUAGUGUCGUCGGGUGGGAAAAAGACAGGGGAAAAAAACUAUGAUUUUUUUUUUAUAGAAAGCUACCCUAAUGUUCAGCAUCUAAAAUAGAGAUUUUGGCUUACAGAACUAUAGGUGUCAUUACUGUAAAUUUACAGCAUAACCUGCCUAAGUGAGUGUGUGUGGUUGUCUUUCUCCUCCUCCCCUCCUCCAUUUUUUUGAUAUAUAUGAUUCAUGUCGUGUUGCUCUGUGACGUCCAGAGUGUGGCGGCGACUUUUCACCAAACGAGUGGUCAAAUUUUGAUUUGUUUUUUAAAAAUUACACGAAAGUGUCGUCCUCAUGUCAUGGUAUGUUUAAAUCUUGUACAUAACAAAGCUGAGGAAGGAGAGUUGUUGGGAAAUGACGGCGACGUUUCUUUCUCUCUAUUUUGGUCCCGUGAUGAUUUCAGAGGAUUUUAAGUUUAUCAUGAAUGUUUUUUUAAAAAAAAAAAAAAAAAGAAGAAGAAGAAGAAAGCGAGGAUUUUCCCUUCACUUCUCAGUGUUAACCCUUUUUUUUUAUUAUUUCCUGACCAGGAAGUUGUUGUGUGCUUCAAGCUACUGUACGUCCGUGUGCCCAGUUUCAAACUUGUACAUUUUAAAAUCAGGAUUCAGCGGAAAAAACCUCGACUAUCAAGCCUUACCUGAUGUCCCGGUUGCGCCACAAUCCCAAAUAAUGCUGUUUUCCUCACAAUCCCUCUUGACAAACAUUUGUUAUAAAAGAUGGUUUCAACGGUGUCGAGCUAAAAAACUGGGCCAGCGAGGGAGGGAUCACUCUUCACAUAUACGAGGGAAACUCUGGCAGGGCCCUGCAAUGAUGCAGCUGUUCUCUCUCGAAUGUACUCGUGUCGUGGUCAAUUAUAUGUAAUUUGCUUAGCCUGCUUUAAUUAGGGAAAUUAUAGAGGAGCAGCAAUUAUCAUUGUCAUAAACUAAUGCCUAAAAAGGUGCAUUUUUAGUAGAUACUGCCCUCCCUGUGUGCCACUGUUGGUAGAAACUGUGUGUGAAAUGAAAAAAAAAGGGCUACCUGACUGGGUAGGUGUUAAAUCAGGCUGUAAAUGUGAUUCAUCCAGCGGCCCUGGAUUCAGAUUCCCCUCCACAUCGUGAGAGUGACUUGAAAAUGAAGCUUCAUCGUUCUUUUUUUUUUUGUUUUCACUUCUUUUUAUUUUAUUUUAUUUUAUUUUUUUAAUUUUAUGACCAUGUUUCCAAAGAAGGCAGGGAAAUAAUGUUUUCCUAGAUGUGGUUUUAGGAAAUAAACACAAUAGGGAUUUAAACAAAUUAUACUAGAGCUGUCUGUAAUUUUCCAUUUUGUACUUCUCCUUUAAUUCCUAGCUACACAGCCAUUUUACAACACAAAAAGACUUGUGCUGGAAUAAAACAUCAUAAAGAUCC
Molecule: messenger RNA, 4416 nt
Organism: Sebastes umbrosus (honeycomb rockfish)
Lineage: Eukaryota; Metazoa; Chordata; Actinopteri; Perciformes; Sebastidae
Gene: lpgat1
Product: lysophosphatidylglycerol acyltransferase 1
Exons: 8
Coding region: 676-1794 (372 amino acids)
Cellular component (GO): endomembrane system
Molecular function (GO): acyltransferase activity
Source: RefSeq, a predicted model, not a curated record